AGAAAAUAAAACUAAAAUCAACUGUGAAAAAUUUUGAAUUUCAAAUAAAAUUCUCGUAUUAUCAAAAUAAAAGAAAGGAGUCGAGCAACUGCUAAUAAAACUGUGAUCAACAAAAGAGAUUUUCAAGCAAAAUAAAGAAACUUUCAAUUGCAUAAAAAUCGCAGCACUAGCUGUCUCAACAACAGAAGCAAAGCAACAAAAAGGCGAUCAAAGUUGGAUAACCAAAAGUAAAAUUGAAUUGGGCUGAGCAUUAAUCGUUCACGCGUCAGCUAAAAAAAGAACGAACAGCACAACAACAAGGCGAGUGAGUGCAUCAGCUCGGCAACAGUAAAUAGCCAGCAUUAAAAAAGUAAAGUAGUAGCAGCAAUAUCAGCGGCUACCAAGUACAAAAUAAUCGAAAGUAAAGUCAAAUCAGCAAAGGGGACACUGUGUGCCAGUCACCGGUCAGCAGUCAUCACCACGACCAACAACAACAACAACAGCAAAACACUUGCUAUUUUGAUUGCUCUUAAAUAAUAUUUCUCUGCAAUUUGCAAUUGCAACUGAGUGCGCGCACAUAACAACAACAACAACAACAACAAUAGUAACGGAAAUAACAAGCAUAGCUAGCUAGCUUCAACUGGACAAUCAGUUCAUAAAGUAGCACUUGAACUGAAUCUUCAAAAAGAAGAAAAAUAAACAUAAAAAAUAAAUUCCACAAUUGUUAUUUAUUUGUCUGCAGCGCUAAGAAGAGCAACAAGCAGUAGUCAGUUAGUGUGUUGCUAUUAGAGGGACUCACACUCACACACAAAUUUUCGUUGUGAAUUGAAUUUGUUGUUCGACAAAAUUAAAUUGAAAGCCAAUAGUUAUUUGCAAAUUUUCUUCAGUGUUCUUGUGUAUCAACGAAUUGUGUUAAAUUGAAAAUUGUUCUUCACUUCCCGACACUGUAAAUUUUUUUUUGAACGCCAACAACGCAACAAAAACAAAACUUAUAUUGCAAGAGUACUGGCGCAAAAAUAAAGGGGCCCAGAGAUUGUCGAAAACAGCUUAAUUAUUGAGCGAGCGGUGCUAAGAAUUAGCAAGGGAUUCAUAAAAAGGAGGAGGCAAAGUUAGCAAAGUUAUAGUGGAAAAGUGUGCAACAAGAAAAACUACAAGCAACUAAGUACGAAACAACUAAACUAAACUAACUAGGCAAACAAUAAGUAUACAAAACUAAACUACAAAAAAAAAAAAAACCAAACUAUGGAACGUGAAUCCAAUCCGAUGCAACCCAUGUGCCGCUCUGGUUGCGGUUUCUAUGGCAAUCCAGCCACCGAUGGUCUCUGCUCAGUGUGCUAUAAGGAUUCUUUGAGAAAAAAGCAACAACCUCCUGUUAGCAGCACACCUGUAUCAGUUCCAAGCCCACAGCCAAGCCCCACAUUUAGUCCAGCCAUCACAAUAACCAAUACAGCACAGCCGACAGUGCAAAGUUUACAGCAGCAACACAAUGAAAUUAAAGAGAAAAUAAACGAAGAAAGCGCAGCUAAAACUAGCACCGAAGCUGCUGCCAUUGCCGGUCCAUCAACAUCCUCCCAACCAACUGAAGACGACAAAGACAAGGAGGAAGAUAAAGAUGCAAAAAAGAAAAAGAAUCGUUGCGCCGAAUGCCGCAAGAAAGUUGGUCUUACAGGUUUUCAGUGCCGAUGCGGUGGACUUUACUGUGCUGUACAUAGAUACAGCGACAAACACGACUGCACAUUUAAUUAUCGGGAACAUGGGGCCCAAGAAAUUCGACGCAAUAAUCCUGUGGUAGUUGGCGAAAAAAUACAAAAAAUUUGAACUUUUGUGCCAUCAACUUUAUAAUAUAAAUAUAUAUAAAUAUAAAUAUUAAAUAUAUACAUAAAAUUAAAUAUAAAUAAUAAUGAUAAUAUAAUUAAUAACUAUAUAUACAUAUGUAAUAAUAAUUAAUAUAACACUACAAAAAAAAAAAAAACAAAAAUGGAAAUCGGAAUCAGAAAGCAACAAAAAACUCAGCUUAAAUAAACAAUAGUUGUAACACAGAGCGCAUAUUUAAACAAUGCGUACUCCAAAAAAUACACAGGCACACACAUACUCAUACAAACGGCAAAUUAAAAUCCCCACCACCACCAACACAGGCGAAUGCUAAUUUUGCAUCCCACUAGAAUUCAAGGCUUCCUGAAAAUGCAGCACCACUUGUUGGCAUCACCAAAUGCGGUGAAUGUAUGCUGGAACAUACUGACAAAACUGCAUAAAGCAACGCGAAUAAAAUAGUGUAUACAUAGAUAUUGCAUAGCAUUGCAUUUGAAAUGAACGGUGGUGCUGCGGCGAAAACAAAUGGAGUUUGAAAAUUGACCGGAGCUGCCGCCGCCGCUCUUAGCUUUCCAUUUAGUGACCAUGUCAACGUAGCGUUUGCCAAAAAAAAAAAACCAAAAAUAACGCGGGUCAGAAAGUGAAAAAUAAGUUAUUUUGGUGAACUUCCAUUUCCAUAUUACAGCUGACGACAAUGACGCUAAUGACGACAGCUGCGUGAGCAAAUUCACCGAUGUAAACAUAUUUUAGGCUUACCACUUCCAGCUGAUGGCAAUUGCGAUACCACCACAACUCCGACCAAAAAGAACCCCACACCUCAUAGAUACACGGAAUACACACGUUUCACGCUGAGUGUUGAGGAGGCUUCUACUAUAAACUUCUGGGCUGCAGUUAGCGUUUAAGAAAUUUCAGAUUACAUACUUACAAAAAAUAGCAAUUUAUUCGAGAACAUAUUUGGCAAUCCAUACAAUAUGAACAUUUAUUAAUACAUACUAUUUUCAAUUACAGUAAAUGAUAAAAUACAAACGAAGAAAAACAAAUAUUAAUUAUUAUUAAUACAAUUACUAUUAUAUUAUAUUAUUAUUAUUAUUACAACAGAAGCGAGACAGAAAAUGGAGCUAAAAAGUAACAAGUAAAAAACAAGUAAAGAAAAGUAAAAAAAAGCGAAAAAAAACUAAAAAAAAAAAUACUUUUACCUAGUUUACUAUUAAAAAUUGCGUGCAGGAGUAAACAUAUUUUAAUAAAAAAAAAAAAUCAACUUAGUGUAUAGUGCAGUAAAUCAAGCGGUAAACGAAAGGAAAAAAGUAAAAAAAGAAAACUAAGAAUAAAUGGAAGAUCGAAGCUGAUAAAAGCGUAAAUAUUAGUGAGAGUAAAUGCAAAUGGAUUAAUUUAAUUUAAUAAAAUAUACAUAUUACCUAUAUACAUAAUGAUAAUACGUUGAUGAGUGGGCGAACGCGAUAAAAGUUAUAUUUUAACUGACCUAGCAAUAUAAGGUUAUCUGUCUCACCACGGUUCGUUCUUUGAAGAGUAAAAUAAACACCUAUAUAUAUACAUAUAUACAUGAAAAUUUAAACGCAUUCUUCCUUUGUUGCUUUUUUCACUAUAAUUUUAUUCCUUUCUUUUUUUACUUUAAGCGUUAUUUAGUUUCUUCCUUCAAACUAUGAUAAUAAAUUUAAUAUUAAUUACAUUUCUUCCUUGUUUGUUGCUGUAAAUCAAUUUUAAACACAAAAAAAAAUAUUCAGAUAGCCGUAAAACUGCAAUUUUAUUGUUGAAGUAGAAAUCGAUUUUACGUUUUUAGUUUAUUUGAAUAAUAUUCAUUAAUUAUUAAUAAAAAAUAUACACUUUGAAAAAAAAACACAAAAAAAUAUGUUUAUCAAAUUUGAAUGUGUAUAGCGGAGUGCAAAAAAAUUGAAAAUAUGAAAACAAAAAAUUAAUCAAAAAUAAUACAUAUAUGUACUAUGUAUAUGUGCAUAUGUAUGUAUGUAUAUGCGCAUUGAGCGGGAGCAGCAGCACAAAUUUCUCAAGUGCAGAUAAACGAUUUAGGUUUAGAUACUUACCAGAUGCUUUGUUUUGAACUAGUAGCUGCUAUUGCCCACAAAAAAAGUAAAAUUAUUAAAAAAAAAAAAAAAGUUGCGCAAUGCGUACGCAUCAGCACCCGAGUUAGUCUAAUUUUCGGCCGACACUUGUAUACUUUUCCAGCAAUAUUAAAUACCCUCUUACCCCCGCCCCCCAUUGUUGCUUAUGUAGUUUGUUUUCACUUACAUAGUACAUACACACAUACAUAUACUUUUCUUCAAUUAAUUUUAGUUAAUGUAAAAUAUUUAGUGAAUUGCAGUUGACGACAUAUGUAUGUAGUUUUAUAAGUUGAGCAAAUAGUUGUGGUGAAGUAAUAAAUACAUGUGAAUGUAAGUAUAAAAUCAAAAAGCAACAACUGUUUACUUGUUUUUGUCGCUUUUUUUCGAGCUGCCUUGUUUUUUGGUUAGCGAAAAAAGGCAAUAAAAACAGCGGAAACAGCAUUGCUUAAAAAUAAAAUAACAAGCGACAACUUGGUAUAUUGGAUAAGUGAUAAGAAAUGUAAGUAAAUUACAUAAAAAAAAGAGAUAAAAUAAAAGUGAAACAAAAAACAAAAACAAUGAACUCUAAUACUUUAAUGUGUAUGAUGAAAAUAAAUGCGUAAAUAAAAAUUAAAUGAUAAACCUAACACCAAUCACUGUAAUUAUUUGAUCAAUAAAUGAAUGAAAGAACUAUAUAAUAAAAUCA
Molecule: messenger RNA, 4548 nt
Organism: Rhagoletis pomonella (apple maggot)
Lineage: Eukaryota; Metazoa; Arthropoda; Insecta; Diptera; Tephritidae
Gene: drn
Product: AN1-type zinc finger protein 6
Molecular function (GO): DNA binding; zinc ion binding
Source: RefSeq, a predicted model, not a curated record